Messenger RNA from Fusarium falciforme, 912 nucleotides. RefSeq lists its product as hypothetical. The transcript is spliced from 2 exons. Bases 1 to 912 code for a protein of 303 amino acids. Lineage: Eukaryota; Fungi; Ascomycota; Sordariomycetes; Hypocreales; Nectriaceae. The record is from RefSeq and is a predicted model, not a curated record.
AUGUUGACAGAAGCCAUAACCACAACGAUGCGCCCUACCUCGGCCGCCUGUCACUUGCUUGUGACAUCGCCUCGUACCGCAUCGAAUUUGCUUGUCCGGAUCCUUCACUUUGAGGGACAGGGCGCCCGGCCGAUAAAGAGCAGCGGGUACUUCUGGUUGCCGUCGAUCCUCAAGCGCUACGUGGUACUGGGGAAGCCCAUGUCUGGAUGGACGACCGAGGAGAAGAAAGACAUCGACGAGGUUGAGCAACAAUGCUUCAACAACCUGCUGGAUUAUAUAAAGAAAGCCGAAAGCGAAGGCCAAUUGGUCUUGUUCAAGGAGCACGCUCUGCUGCUGAACCAUCCGUUCUUCGAGUCCAAAUUCGCUCACGGGAAAGGCGCUACGAUUGGCAAACCCACGGUGCUGGGGAGUGGUACACGCUCUUCAUUAAAUAAGACUGUACUUUCGGACGAAUUCCUCAAGACCAAGCCAACAUUUCUUAUCCGACACCCCGCAUUAUCACUCGCCUCGAUGUAUCGCGCGGCACGCAGCGACGUGUUGGGCCGUACGGACAAAGAGCCCAGCAUCAUUGAGAGGUCUUCGACCUGGAGCAGGAGUCUAUUUGACUUUUACGAGGCCGAGCACGAUAAUGGGGGAGAGCGGCCGCUUGUACUGGAUGCGGAUGACAUGAUGACCUCCCCAGAGCUAAUGUUGAAGUACGCCAGACUUACCGGAUUGGAUCCCGACAAGUUACGCUUUUCCGCUAGCGAUAGUGUAAAUCUUGACAAGGUCGCUGGCGAUCUUGAUGUUGCUAAAGAGGCGGCCAAGUGGCGGGCCGAGUUCGGUGACGAGGAUGGGAGCAAGCUGGAGAGCUGGGUUCGUGCAGCUAUGCCUGAUUACGAGUACAUGCGGUCAAAGAGGUUAAAGAUCUAG